UUCAAAAACAUAGCUUUGCAGAGGAAGCAACGAUUAGUGUAUGUUUUAUACGGGGAAGGUGCCGGGUAAUAAAAUUACAAGGUAAAUGACGCUGAUAUUCGAACCUCCAAACUUUUCUUGCCUCUGUAGGACUGCAGAGACGUAGCAAGCCGCCUGUCAGAGCAGCAGCCAGAGAAGCCUGUGCCUGUCUGGGCGCUGCUGCUCGGAGGAGCAGGCACAGAGCUCGAAGGCUCUUCUUUGCCUGUGGGUGCAGAAAUCCCCGCGGGGGCUGCGGGGCCCCGGAGCCCCUCAGUGAUGCCGGGCAAGGCAGGACCGUGCCGGCAGCUGUCGCGCCGGGCUGCCCUGCCUUGGACAACUGUCACGCUGCCAGCCGGCCCUCAGGUCCUCUGAUUGGGUGCUCCCGGCGACUGAUUACAAAUGCUGCUGCCGCUUCUGUGAUCCUUUCCACUCGGAGGAGAAACCUCUUAUCCCCACCCCCAAGCCCACCUCUAGGAUGUAAGUAACGGGGAGAAGAUGAGGAUGACAACAGUGCGGUGUGAGUGACUGGAAAUCCAGCAGCCUGGUUUAGCUGCAGUGUUAUGUAGGAGUCGUCUUCAGACUUCUUACCUUUGGUUUUUCGGCACAAACUGCUUGCAGGUUUUCGAAGGCUGUGGAAGGACUUACCGUUUGUGUGUUAGUGCUUUCUGUGUGUCAGCAUAUUACCUUGUUUUUCCCCUGGACAGCUGUGUUCAGAGCUUCAUGUGGGAAUCUUUCUACUGAAGAGAGAUAAAAAGGAUCCUUAAUCUGUUUCUCUUUGGAUCUUUCUAUUUUUAUGGUAUAAAUUUAUCUAUUCAUGGGGCUGAAAAGCGUGUGCAAGUCUGUCAGAGGAGAACUGCAGCAAGCUACCCAGUGUCACAGCAUCCCCCUGUGGAUGGGCAUCCCUCGAUCCCACAAGCCAGAGGGUCAAUAAAAAUGGAAGCCUCAUCUUCUGGAUCUACGAUUUCAUCAGUCACUGGUGGAAAAGCAAAAACCCAUCAGCCAGAAGGAAGAGAGGAUUUGCAGGUUAACCAGCUGGAAACGCAAAUAUGGAUAAAACCAGACAUACAGAAGACAGACGUGGAUUUUUCAGAAAUUCUUAAUGCAAUACAAGAAAUAGCUAAGGAUGUCAACAUUUUUUUUGAUGAGUUAGAAGGUGUGAAUAGCCCUUCCAAAGAUGAUGAUUCCCUGCUUCACCAUGGAAACUUGACCAGUACUUCUGAUGAUGCCAGCAGGCUGGAAGUUGUGGGAGAGGAAGUACCUGAUAAGAACAAAACCAAUGGACUAUAUUUUAGAGAUGGGAAAUGUCGGAUUGACUACAUCCUCGUGUAUAGAAAAUCUAAUCCACAGACAGAGAAGAGGGAAGUAUUUGAGAGAAAUAUCAGAGCAGAAGGACUUCAGAUGGAAAAAGAAUCAUCCCUAACGAACAGUGACAUCAUCUUUGUGAAACUGCAUGCCCCUUGGGAGGUCCUGGGCAAAUAUGCUGAACUAAUGAAUGUAAGAAUGCCUUUCAGGCCCUUUAACCCCUUCAAUGCUGGAGCCCCCUGCAUACUUGUGCGCUGCUGUUUUUUAAAUGGACAUUUCAUUGAAAUCAAUGGGAGGUCAAGAAGAUCCAGGAGAAAAAUCUAUUACCUGCAUCGCCGAUACAAGUUUAUGAAUAGGAUCGAGAAACAGAUAAGCAGGUUCCGAGGAUGGCUGCCCAGAAAGCCAAUGAAACUGGACAAGGAAACACUGCCAGAUCUGGAGGAGAAUGACUGCUAUACUGCUCCAUUCAGCCAACAAAGGAUCCAUCACUUCAUAAUACACAACAAAGAUACUUUCUUCAAUAAUGCUACAAGAAGUAGAAUUGUACACCAUAUCUUACAAAGAGUGAAAUAUGAAGAAGGGAAAAACAAAAUUGGUCUGAAUCGAUUGCUCAGUAAUGGCUCCUAUGAAGCUGCAUUUCCUCUUCAUGAGGGAAGUUACAGAAGUAAGAAUUCAAUAAAAACCCAUGGAGCAGAAAACCACAGACACCUGCUCUAUGAGUGCUGGGCUUCCUGGGGAGUGUGGUAUAAAUACCAGCCGCUGGAUCUUGUAAGACGGUACUUUGGUGAGAAAAUUGGGUUGUACUUUGCCUGGUUAGGCUGGUACACAGGGAUGCUCUUCCCAGCUGCCUUCAUUGGAUUAUUUGUCUUUUUGUAUGGAGUCACCACUUUGAACCACUGCCAAGUCAGUAAAGAAGUCUGCCAAGCUACAGAUAUCAUAAUGUGUCCUAUAUGUGAUAAAUACUGCCCCUUCAUGAGGUUGUCGGACAGCUGCAUUUAUGCCAAGGUAACCCACCUUUUUGACAAUGGAGCUACUGUCUUUUUUGCUGUUUUCAUGGCAGUGUGGGCCACUGUUUUUCUGGAGUUCUGGAAAAGAAGGCGAGCAGUAAUUGCUUAUGAUUGGGACUUGAUAGACUGGGAAGAAGAAGAGGAGGAAAUACGUCCGCAGUUUGAAGCCAAAUACUCCAAGAAAGAGCGAAUGAACCCCAUAUCCGGGAAGCCAGAGCCUUAUCAAGCAUUUGCAGAUAAAUGCAGCAGACUCAUCGUUUCUGCAUCUGGAAUAUUUUUUAUGAUCUGUGUGGUGAUUGCUGCUGUUUUUGGCAUUGUUAUUUACCGUGUUGUGACUGUCAGCACUUUUGCUGCCUUUAAGUGGGCUUUAAUCAGGAAUAACUCUCAGGUUGCAACUACAGGGACUGCAGUGUGCAUCAACUUUUGCAUCAUCAUGCUACUGAAUGUGCUGUAUGAAAAAGUUGCUCUUUUCCUGACAAAUUUAGAGCAGCCUCGUACUGAAUCGGAGUGGGAGAACAGCUUCACUCUGAAAAUGUUUCUUUUUCAGUUUGUCAAUCUGAACAGCUCUACCUUUUAUAUAGCAUUCUUCCUUGGAAGAUUUACAGGACACCCUGGUGCCUACUUAAGGCUGAUAAACCGGUGGAGGCUGGAAGAGUGCCAUCCUAGUGGAUGCCUUAUUGAUCUUUGUAUGCAAAUGGGCAUUAUAAUGGUGUUAAAGCAGACAUGGAAUAAUUUCAUGGAAUUGGGAUAUCCGCUAAUUCAAAACUGGUGGACCAGGAGAAAACUACGGCAAGAAUAUGGCACACAGGGAAAAACAAGCUUCCCACAGUGGGAAAAGGACUAUAAUCUGCAGCCUAUGAAUGCUUAUGGACUCUUUGAUGAAUACCUAGAAAUGAUUCUUCAGUUUGGGUUCACAACCAUUUUUGUGGCAGCUUUUCCACUGGCACCACUUCUGGCCUUACUAAACAAUAUUAUUGAAAUUCGGCUUGAUGCUUACAAAUUUGUUACUCAGUGGAGAAGACCUUUAGCUUCAAGAGCCAAAGAUAUAGGCAUCUGGUAUGGGAUCCUGGAAGGCAUUGGAAUUCUUUCGGUUAUCACAAAUGCAUUUGUUAUAGCGGUGACAUCAGAUUUCAUCCCUCGCCUUGUUUACGCUUACAAAUACGGACCUUGUGCUGGCCAAGGAGAAGCAGGACAAAAGUGUAUGGUUGGCUAUGUUAAUGCCAGUUUAUCAGUAUUUCUGGUGUCUGACUUUGAAAACCGUUCAGAGCCAACAUCAAACGGAAGUGAAUUCUCUGGUUCACCAUUAAAAUAUUGCAGGUACAGGGACUACCGAGACCCUCCGCACUCCCCAGUGCCCUACGGGUACACGCUGCAGUUCUGGCACGUCUUAGCAGCACGCCUGGCCUUCAUCAUUGUGUUUGAGCACCUUGUCUUUUGCAUAAAACAUCUGAUCUCCUACUUAAUUCCAGAUCUUCCAAAAGAUCUGAGAGAUCGAAUGAGGAGAGAAAAGUACCUGAUUCAGGAAAUGAUGUAUGAAGCUGAGCUAGAACGUCUGCAAAAAGAGCGGAAGGAAAGGAAAAAGAAUGGAAAAUCUUAUCACAAUGAGUGGCCAUGACAGGAUGACAAAGAAACUGCUUGAAAGAAGAUAAGAACUCUUGUUUAUUAAAAAAUUCCUGGUUUUCUGCAGCAGAGAGUGCACUGAAAGAGAUAGUCAGUAAUGUUGUGCGCAUUUAGCACGUGAGCCCCUAUUCAAUAGGGUGGAUUUUGUCAUAAGCCUUUUGAAACUAGAGGUGUUUCCAAGGCUUAGUCUUCUCCAGAGCUGAUGUCAACACGAGCACAUCAGACCAAUGCUAAGUCUCUGCACUUCUGCCAGGAGCUCCCAGGCCCUGACUAAAACUCGAGGCCCUGAACUUCAAAGCAGUUACACAACUUCCAGUGCUUUACAGAACUUGGUGAUCUUACGGCUCAUUCUCAUGAAGUUGCUACUUCACAAGCAGUGACUGCGCCUUGGCAACGUGGCAGUGUUUGUCUGUGUGUGUGGCCACCACCUGCAGCACGUGCAUGGCAGCGUUGCUCUCUUCCACAGCGGACCCAACUGCGUUAGUUUGCAUUUGCCACCAGUUAAGGUCACGUAUGUGGACCAUUUCCAUUGCUCAACAAUACUGAAGUAUUAUCUAGAAGGAGAUGCAUGAUCAUGAGUCUGAUCAACUGGCCUAACAAUGCUGAAAAAUGUAGGCAUCAGAAGUGCAGAUAGCCAAGCAUCUAAAUGUGGCCAGAGGUAUCUAGCUGUAGGGUCAUUUAUUUGGAAAUGACACUGUGAAAAGUUGGUAACACAUGUUAAAGUUUUGAACAGUGCCUUUUCAGCUAUAGGACUGUCUGAUGUCGGAAGGAAUCAAAUCAGGUUAGGGCAUCUUGCCUAGAACUGCCUAUGUAUUUGUGUUGCCAGAUCACAUUGAGGCCUAGUCAGGAAUUAGGGUGUACUUACACACAUAACACAUGUCAGACAGUGUCUUAAAGACCUAUCUGCCUAAGUAAAACAGACAAAAAAAGUACAGAUGAAGAAGGUGAGCAGAAUAAAACACAGUCAGCCAGAAUAUGUAGACUUGUAGCACUUUCUGUGUUCAUCAUUCCAUUACCUAUGAAGGGGUGGAGGGAAAAAACAAAACAACAGACUGUAGUAUGAAACAGCUUGAAAUCCUUAAUGCAGAGCAAUUCUGUCCAGGCUGCAAAUUAGACUUGGGCAAAAUAAGCCACUGUCAGUAUCCUUUAGCAAAUUCCUUAAUAUUGAGAAAUUUAAAAAUUCUGAUUUAAUUAAGAAAAUCCAAAUUUCCAGACUGUUAACCCAAAAAAGUGGACUUGUAGCUUUGAAGACAUCAUAAGUGUUGGAUGGAGCAACAAGAAUCAAAAUACUGAGUGUUGUGAAAGCUCUUCAAUCAGUUGUUUCUAAAAGUUAUUCUGGAAGUAAUUUGAUAGAAGGAGUAGAAUUUGCCCGUCUGGACAGACCACACAAUGCAAGAUCCUACAGAUGGAUACCUCAAGCUCCACAUGACAACACGACCAUUUGCACCAAGACAAAUAUCACCAAAUUAGAUCUAUUAACUUUCUUCCACUGCAAAGGAGAGCUGUGCUAUUUGCAUCAGAGUGGGGAGGUUUGAUGAAAGGCAAUAUGACUUGAGGAAGGAGAGGGAUGAAAGAAAACGUGAGCACCCUCCUCCCUGUAGCCACUGCCUGGCUACACAAAAAAAGCAAGGAACCUCCUCCAGUAGCCACACACCAUCCUGCCUGAAGAGGAUAAAUGACAUAGCAGCUCCCUUUUAUCAGCUGCUCCUGGCCCAAGUCUGAAAGUCCCAUGAGACAACAUGAACACUGAAGGAAUGUCAGGAUUAGUCUGUUCUGUGUUGGCUCGGUGCCAAACUGAGUGGGGAGCACAACUAGUGGUUGUGGGGUAAAUUCCUGACUAAUGAGGAAGUGAAUUUGUUCAUCUUUGCUUCUGCUCAGAGCAGCUGUGGACACAGCCCACAGGACAGUGGGGAAAUAGGAAUAUUUCUGUCUCUGUAAAUAGGGGGUGGGGAUCAGGCAGUGUUGACCUCCAAUAUACACAUGCCAGAUGGGUUAGUAUUUACCAUCCACCACCUACAGUUGCAGCCUGGGAAUUUUGGGGCAGGAUCACUGUGCAAAAUCAUAUUCAGACCAAAUUCUCAUGAAUAAUUGGAUUAUUUUGGAUACCCUCUCUUUAAUGUCUAAGCCAACAGGUGACCAGAGCUUAGAAACCGUUUACUAAGUAGUAAAGUGAGACAUGAGCCAUGCAUAAAAUCAGUGUCACCCAUAUGAGCAAAAUGGACCUUUGCAAAUCCCUGCAGUAAGAUGCAGCUUUGUCAAUUUAGAUCUCAGCAACUUCGAGAACUGAACUGAAACACAGUAGAAUAUAAACUGACUUCCACUCCAGAGAAACCACUGCAAUGAAAUGUGCCAAAACAAAUAAUGCCCAGCAGAAAUGCAAUAGAUAAUAAUUGCUUUUGAGAGUAGUUUUCAAGAUAGCUGCAUUAGGAGGAAUUUUCCUGACAGCACAUUGCUAGAUGUGUCUCGCUCUGCUCUAAACGAGACCAUAGGCUGGCUGCUUGCCAAGCUUGUGCUGAGUAUGAUGCUGCAAGGGGCUCUGACCUCCCUGGCAGACCCUGAGUACAUCUCUGUCACUUCAGUUUGACCAGCCACCCCAUUGAGGUUUCUCUGCUGCUGGUCUGAUGAACAGAUUUCCCUGGAGUCCUUCAGAGCUACAUAGCAGAACACUCAGGAAAGAUGCUCCCUUUUUAUUUACUAGAAAAAUAAAAUACAAAUAAUAGUGUAAUAAUAAAUGGAAUUUUAAUAGUCUCUAGAGGACUAAAUUAUGCCAUUCUCUUCCUGAUUUGACGAUGGGUUUUCUUUAAAUCUCCAUGUGACAGUCCUGUAUGUUGUUUACUUAUUCCAGCUCCACAAGAGCAUUACCUUCAAGAGAAUGAGAAAAAACUGCAACCUCAAUGCAUGGCACAGACAUUUUACAUAGAAAGCAGGAUAGCACACAUCAGAGGAUUUACUGUGAAAUCAUCUUGCAAUCAGCAUAGGAUUGUUCUCCAUAGGCCAUUCUUGACAGCCGCAUGUACUUCAUAAGCAGUUACACACCAGUUUUUAAAACCAAGGAAAAAAUGUAUAUUGGGACUGUUUUUCAGCCCAUUUGCUAAGUUUUUUGCAUUCUGUCCCAUGCUGGUUUUACAGAUCUUAGAAUAAAAAAUGUAAAUGUACAACCUGGAUACUCUGACAAUAGAAAAAUCUAGGAAUAGAACAUCAUCUACAUUCAAGCCACCAAAUAAUAUGACAGAAAACGUGUUUACAAAUCAGUUCUUUUUUAUUUUAAAUCUUUCUGAGGGGAGUUACAUUAUUGACCAUAUAUAUUAUAUAUAUAUAUAUAUAUAUAAAGUAUAUAGAGAGAUUGUUUAUUUGUAAAUAGAAAAAUUCUAUGGAGAAGAAUGUCAAGUUUUCACACUUUAAAAAAAUCAUCAACAUAAAGCCAUGUUUAAUGCUUGUAUAAUGUGAUGUAAUAAACUUUAAAAAUAAAUUAUGCAUAUGAAAUAUUUAUUUCUUGUCAUUCAUGAGUUUCUUUCUGUUCACCUUAUUUGUUCAGCAAGCAAACUGACCAGUCAGAUAAAAGUAAAAUUCAAAUGCAGACCAAAAAGAAACGAAAUCUAUCAUCAUUUUCUCUCUGUAGCUCUUUUGUGUAUUCACAUAGUCAAAUAUUGUUACUGUUGUGGUUUUACAAGUUGGGGGUUUAUAGUGUUUUUACUUAAACAAGUUUCUAAUUGUUUUGUCUUGUGACCCUGCCAGAUGCUGCAUGUAAUUUAGACGUUGUGGAGUGCUCCCACUCCCGUGAAAUGAAUCAGUUCUGAACAUCCCACAUUUCUUUAUCAGGUGAGCUUUCAGCUGGGAGAAAUGAAGGAUCAGGGUGCAGGAGUAUGGUGGAGACUCCAAGGAUUAUCUUGCUUUUACACAGACAAGGAAGACCCUGGCUUAGAGCUCAGCUAGCAGACGACAGUAUAUUGUCCCAGAGAAAAUAUUAUUGAAAAUCAAUUAAUUGUUUUAAUUAAUGAUUCCAAUUAAGAAGAAUAUAGAAAAAAUAAAGUCAAAAGAGUCACUUUAUAGCUCUGCAGCAGUCAUGGGAGGUUAGACAGCAAGAAAUGGGGUAGCUGCUUCAGUCACCUGCAAAGUGUAAGGGUGUUUGUCUCUAAACUGCUUACUGAAAGGUAUACUUCCCAGUGAAAACUCAUCUUGAUGGUAUGAUUGUGGAACAAUAAAUAUCGCCUGGCCCAGACUUUCACUUCAUACCAAAAUUCGAGUUAAAUGACUGCUCAGUGCCUAAACAGUGACUUCAGCAAUAAAGGGGAGGUAAGAUGGCAAUUUACACGUUUCCUCUGUUUUAAACAACUACGUGAAUUCAAAGCACGGAGAAGAAAACUACAUAUUUUAAGUAUGAUGGCCAGGAAGAUUAGUCUUCAUGAACAAAACAGGUAGAAGUUACAGAUGAUCUAAGGCAGCAUCAACUACAGCACAGUAAUUUCAGCACAGAGUGAUGCAGAAAGGACAUGCUGAUGCUGUUUCACACAGCAGUGACCAAUCACCCUCUGGAGAAACACAUUCAGAUGGGAAUUCAGCAUUUGGAUUGGGAGCGCUGUAGCCAUACUGGCAGGCACACAGAUGAAGUGCUUGCUGCAGGCUUCUGUUCUCUGCUACAGAUUACUGUCUCUUACAAAGCACAGGUACACAGAGGCACACCAGUCCUCUUCAGCGCUCUGCAGCAGCGUGGAGAUAGCAGUACUUACCCUCUUUCAGACCUGAAAAGUAGGCUGGGCUGAAAGUAGGCUGAAAAGUAGGCUGGGCUGAAAGUACCAGGUAAGUAUAAAUUGUUAUAUUACAAGACUCAAGUAUUCCCUAGAACAGAAUGCAGUAUCUGUUUCUGGGUCAGGAAGACAAGGCACAAGGUUGAAUGAGCUGCACUUAUCUUCUGAGACUUGAGAAGCAUAGCCAGCUGAUUCAGUCAAUGGGCUAAUUGUCUCAGAGUAACUCAGGUAGUCCCAAAACAGAGAUAUUCCUGUCCUGAAUCCUAGGAGACUUUAUUCAGGAUGCUAUUGUUUGUCUCAGAUCUCAGAUAAAGGGACACAAGACAUAACUCAUGGGAUCUACCCCACUUGAUCACAGCCCUUCCACACAGUGGCUUUAGGCACUGACCUGAACCAGAGCUACAGCAGAGGAGUGAGAAAAGGGGCUGGCCCUAAACUCUGCACUAGAUAAUGCAAAAAAGUGCUUCAGGAGGCAUGGGGGAAACCUGCCUCCAUCACCACAUGUUUGCAUGUGGUUUGCACAGUUUUGCGCUGGGUUAGCAUGUGGAGUCAUGGCCUUGAUGGCACCCACAGAGUGUCUGGCUGGCCUCUUCUCCUGGUUUGGUCCUUGGAGCCCAUUUUUUCACCUGUGUUUUCUGAUCCUAACAGUUCAUCUUAUGCAGUAGAUCAUCAAGUGCCCUCUGUCACAAGGGCACAGAAAAAAAUUGAUUUAGAUGCUACAGGGCCCCAGUCAAGGUAACUAAGCUAGCAUUGUGUAAUUUUCCAAGUUACAGCAGCUCAGUACUUGGCACAAAUGCAGUAUCAUUUUUAGAAAGCAUUUAAGGCAUGCAGUCAGUUUUUCACUUGAUUCCCAAGCAUGACUGCCUUCUAAGCAUCACAGCUCAGCUUUCCUGCAAUGGCUUUAAUUUUUCAACUUAAUUUUGCUGCUAUAGAAGAGUUUUAAACACUCCUGUAUAGCCAUUGUAAAAGUCUGAAGCACAAAAACAAUACAGUGGGUCAGUCUGUUCCCCACUCUACCAAAAAGCAAGCUGGAGAAGAAAGCAAUGGGGGUUUUCACCCUCCCAAAACACCGGCACAGGGCAUGGUCUCACAUGGAUGGGCUGUUAACCUUCUCUUGGCAGCCCCACCAAAGGAUAGGCCAUUCCAUAAGCCCUGUAGCCCUGGAGAAGCCUCCACCAUAUGGCAUCA
Molecule: messenger RNA, 9880 nt
Organism: Motacilla alba alba
Lineage: Eukaryota; Metazoa; Chordata; Aves; Passeriformes; Motacillidae
Gene: ANO4
Product: anoctamin 4
Exons: 28
Coding region: 952-3942 (996 amino acids)
Biological process (GO): chloride transmembrane transport
Cellular component (GO): plasma membrane
Molecular function (GO): protein dimerization activity; chloride channel activity
Source: RefSeq, a predicted model, not a curated record